CUGCCCGCCGCCGCCUUUCGCAGAGAGCGAAAGCAAAAGCGAAAGAAAAAGCGCCUCUACGGGCAGCGGGCGGCGGAGCCUCGGGGCGGCCCUGCGGGGCGGGGCGCGCCUCUUCCGCCAUCGCGCCGCGCCAGGUGGCUAUUUGCAUUUGGAUUUGGACCAGGCCGCUCAAAAGAGACUGGAAAUAAAACUAUCAUUCUUCAUUCCUCUGAUGUAACAAAAGAAACAAGAUGGGGUUGAGAAUCAUCUCAAAGUCUGAGGGUGGCAUUCAGCCAAAUGCCAAAGGUCAGCAUGAUACCUGUGGAAUGGCUCAAAGGCUUGGACCUUUCAGAUAAUUUGUCAAAGGCACUCUCCGCUGAAGUUUUUAUUUGCAUAAGAUACUUCAUGAAGUUUUUAUUAGCCAAAAUGAAAUGCUGAACAAGCAACAGUACCAAAAAAAGCAAAACAAUUACAAAAAACCCCUACGUUGUGUUGGCUGAUAGCAAUGCUGUCACUACUGUGUCUUUUGAGUUUGGUUGGAAUUAAUUAUUCUCUCAAUGGACAAAGGAAUGUAGCUUUCCCUGAAUCAACAAAUGGGCAGCCUUUUCCUUGGAACCAGCUAAGGCUUCCAGGCUCAACAAUUCCAAUCCGUUAUGACCUUCUCAUUCACCCCAACCUCACUUCAUCAGUAUUCACAGGCACUGUGAAGAUUGAAGUCAUUGUAACACAGGAAACCAGAGCUGUAGUCUUGCACAGUAAACAUUUGGAAAUCACUAAAGCAUUUAUUGAACAGGAAAAUGGAAAGGGACAAGCAGAUAUUAAACAGCUGCAAGUUUUAGAAUAUCCUCCUCACGAACAAGUUGCCUUUCUGACUACUGAACCUCUUCAGGUGGAUAAGAACUAUUUCCUUUCCAUUAACUAUAUUGCCAAUUUUUCAGAUGGCUUCUAUGGGUUCUAUAAAAGUACCUACAAAACUAGGGAUGGUCAAACAAGAUUGCUGGUUUCUACUCAUUUUGAACCAACUUCAGCCCGCAUGGCAUUCCCAUGUUUUGAUGAGCCAUCCUUUAAAGCCAACUAUACAAUAAAGAUUCGGAGAGAAGAGCAGCAUAUUGCAAUAUCUAAUAUGCCAAAGGUAAAGACUUUGAAACUAGGCAACAAUCUGUUUGAAGAUCAUUUUGCAGAGACUGUAAAAAUGAGUACCUAUUUGGUGGCAUUCAUAAUUAGUGAUUUCCAGUCAAUCAGUGGUACAACGUCAUCAGGAAUUGUGGUGUCUGUAUAUGCCAAUCCAGAGAAGUUGACUCAAGCCCACUAUGCACUGGAAGUUGCUGUCAAGAUACUAGAAUUUUAUGAGAAGUAUUUUGGUAUCUCUUACCCACUUCCAAAACAAGAUCUUGUUGCUGUCCCCGACUUUCAGUCUGGAGCUAUGGAAAACUGGGGCCUGACUACCUACAGAGAGACUUCUCUGCUUUAUGAUCCAGAAACAUCUUCGGCUUCUGACAAACUUUGGGUGACCAUGGUGAUAGGACAUGAACUGGCUCAUCAGUGGUUUGGUAAUCUAGUCACCAUGGAAUGGUGGAAUGACAUCUGGCUGAAUGAGGGGUUUGCAAGAUACAUGGAAUUCAUAUCUGUUGAUGCUACAUAUCCUGAGUUGGAAGUGAAUGAUUAUUUGUUAGAUACCUGCUUUGCAGCAAUGGGAAGAGAUGCUAUGAACUCAUCACGCCCAAUAUCUUCAAGAGCAGAAAACCCAAUACAGAUUAAGGAAAUGUUUGAUACUGUUUCUUAUGACAAGGGGGCUUGUAUUCUGCAUAUGCUGAGGAACUUUCUGUCCGAGGAGGUGUUUCGGAAUGGGAUAAUUCAUUACUUGAAAAAACACAGCUAUAAAAAUGCAAAGAACAAGGACCUCUGGGACAGCUUGGCUAAUACUUGUUCUGAAGAGGAUUUUUCUUCUGGUAAAUACUGUUACAGAAAAAGUCAGGCUACUCAACAUGUGUAUGACUCUUACCUCAGUGAACACUUUGAUGUUGCCAAGAUAAUGGAUACCUGGACUGUUCAGAAAGGAAUUCCAUUGAUUAUUGUUGAACAAAAUUGGAAGAGAAUCAAAAUAAGACAAGAACGCUUUUUGAAGGGCAUUUUCCCAGAUGAUCCUCAGUGGUCCUCGAUGCAGACUGGGUUCCUGUGGUAUGUUCCUUUGACAUACAUCACAAGCCGUUCCAAAAAUACUGGAGGACAUUUAAUGAAGAAUCAUACAGUUACCAUAGAAUUGGAGGAAGAUAUCAGCUGGGUGAAAUUCAAUGUGGACAUGAAUGGUUAUUACAUUGUACACUAUGAGGGAAACGGAUGGGACAACAUUAUUAAACUAUUGAAUGAGAAUCACACCCUCUUCAGCUACAAAGACAGAGCAAAUCUGAUCCACAAUGCUUUUCAGUUGGUCAGUGCAGGGAGACUAUCUCUAGACAGAGCCCUGGAUCUAACGCGGUAUCUCCAGCAUGAGACAAGUAACAUAGUACUUCUGAAAGGCCUGGGCUAUCUGGAAGUGAUCUAUCGCAUGAUGGAGAGAAGAAAGAUUUCUGAUGUCACAGAAAGUCUAAAGUGGUACAUUUUGCAGUAUUUUAAACCGGUGAUUGACAAGCAGACUUGGAGUGAUGACGGCUCUGUUUCUGAAAGAAUGCUUCGUUCUGAUCUUCUAGAGCUUGCAUGUGACCUGCAGUAUCUUCCUUGUAUCCAGAUGGCACAUGAGCUUUUCAACAAGUGGAUGGAAAGUGGUGCAAAGAUAAGUAACAUUCCCUCUGACGUCCUUGGAACGAUGUACUCCGUCGGAGCCAAAACAGCUGCUGGCUGGAAUUUUCUUUUGGAUAGAUAUAAAGUGUCCAUAUCUGGUGCUGAACAGAGAAAGAUCUAUUCAGCUCUGGCAAGCAGUAAAGAUGUUAGUAAAUUAACAAGGUUGCUUGAACUUGGAAUGGAAGGAGAUGUAAUCAAGAUUCAAGACUUACCUGCAGUUAUCUAUUCAGUCAGCACAAAUCCAGCUGGACAACUCCUUGCAUGGAACUUUGUAAAGAAAAAUUGGAGCAGGCUACUAGAAAAAUUUCCCCUGGGAUCCUUCUCUAUUAGAACCAUUAUAGUUGGAACGACAUCACAAUUUUCUUCAAAACAAGAACUGGAAGAGGUCAAGUUAUUCUUUCAAUCUGUAAAGGAGGAGGUAUCACAGCUGAGGGCACCUCAAAUUGCUUUGGAGAAUAUAGAGAAAAACAUAAGAUGGUUGGAAAGAAAUGUAGCUGUAUUAAGGAAGUGGAUAUUAGAGAAUGUUAAGUAAAGGUGCUUGAGUGAAAAACAGUGGUAUUUCCAAGCACAGAUUUCCCCUCUUCCUUUAAAGAAUUGCAAUUGCUACUGUACUUUACUCUUGCUAAGCUGUGGUAUUUAGUUAAUUAGAAUUUUUCUAUUUACUGAUCAUUUUACAGUUUUUGGGGAAACCUGUUAAUAGUGCUUCAUUUUAACUUUUUGUAUGCUGCUGCUUAGAUCUUUAAGCCAAUUGAAAAAAAAGUGUGGCUGCAGGCUCAAAAUGAUGUGUUUGUGUAUAUGCAUGUUUUUGAUUUCACAAAAGAAUUGAUACCGUCUUUGACAGUAUCAGGGUAGGUUACAUGUAUAAUAUAGGCCUGAUACUAAAUCAUUGCUGAGCUUCCCAGGCUUUGUGAUCAUGUUUGUUGCAUAUUAUCCUUAUCAGAGAUUUCCUGUUUCUUACUGAGCAAUUUCCCUUACAUUUUUGUCUUUAGUGAUCUGAGAAAGACAGAACAAGUUCUACCAAAGACAAAAUGCUUUAAAAGGUGCAUGAUAGGCACAAUUUCAUUUUUUUAAAGCCUUACAAUAAAUGUGUUUCUAACUCUUAUUUGAGAUUUCUUUAACAAGGAAAUUGCAGCUUCUUGUAAAAAAAAUUAACUAUGAGUUUAGCUUAGAGAUUAAAAUACUCUGUCACUGAUGGUAGCUGAAAAAUUGGAGCAAUAUAUUGCUGUAUGUUAGAGAAUACUGGUGACCGAUAGAACCAAAAUAUAGUAAGAUAGCUAACAUAAAGCAUCACUAUCUCAGGGAAGCCGGUUCAAACAAAUCAAGGGUCGUUUUGGUUGUCCCUUUAGGAUCUAAGCUUUCAUGUGUGACUAGCUCCACCCCUUCACAUUGUCCCGCAGUGUUCAGUGGAUAAUAGAGACUAAGGGGUGGAGGAGGGAAGGUUCCUUUGCACGGUGGCUUUGCUGUUUACUGUCUCUGAGCUGCCUGUAUUGUUGGUGUAUUGCUGAAUUGCUCUCUCAACUGUAUAGGGGAUUUUAAGAAACUUGACAGCUAAAUAACAUGUCUGAUGCUAAAUGAUAUAAAUACCUUCUUGUGACCUGAACUGGAAGAAAUAGUGGCCUGAGAAGAAAUCUGCAGUGACCAUGAGAAAGGUGAAGCCAUCUUGUUUUUCCCAGGAGGCUCAAAUUGCUGAUCUGUGGUGCUCACUCAGUAUGCGGUAAACAGUACAUCAUGUUGCGUGAGGGCCGUUGUAUUGUAUGAAUGUGAAAACAGAAAGGAUCUUUCUACUGUUUUGAGUAAGACCUGUCUUGUGAGUACUGCUUAGGAGAAUUGUAUUUUCAGGUCUGUUAUUUUAAUAAACCUUGACUGUAACACCUAUCAGUCUUAAUAGGAUUUAAGACAAAUCAUCUCUGAGCUUGCUACUGCAAUAAUGAAGAGGGGGAGAGGUGGAGGAAGAUUUGCUGGCAGCUGCAAAGUGCCUUCAUCUUUCAACCUAUUUUGGAAUUGCCCAUAUAGGAGUUGCCUCUGGUAGCAUUGGAUCCUUUGGUUUUAAUUUGGAGUAGAACCCUCCUUUUCACCUUUCCAUUAUCCGGUGGGAUAAUACAAGAGCGGAAAAUUAAUUUCAGAUUCAGAGAACUCUGUUUUUGUGGAGCUAAGGAGUUUAAUACUGGACCUCAUGCUGAGGCAAAAUUCCUGCUGAAGACUGUUAUAGUUCUCAUGACUUCCAUUCUGAUUGAAAAGUGCAUGUCUUAGCUGUCAGUGAAUUACAGUGUCACAUACUAGAAAAAAACAUCAGCACCAUUUCUGUGUCAGAGUAGAAAGAAGAAAUCCUACCUGUGUGAGGAGGAGUUCCAUGUUGUUUGUAUUACAGGAUGCAACAAAUGAAACAUCCUUCUAAGUACUAGUGGGAGAUGUUACUACGUUCUGAGUCGUGUUCCCUAUAACCCUGCCCACCCAAUAAAUAUGUGCAUUGGUCCUUU
This is a messenger RNA of Dromaius novaehollandiae (emu), 5234 nucleotides long. Its product is annotated as endoplasmic reticulum aminopeptidase 2-like. Bases 485 to 3289 code for a protein of 934 amino acids. The transcript is spliced from 21 exons. Gene Ontology annotation, biological process: proteolysis; peptide catabolic process. NCBI's taxonomy places the organism in Eukaryota, Metazoa, Chordata, Aves, Casuariiformes, Dromaiidae. The record is from RefSeq and is a predicted model, not a curated record. Gene Ontology annotation, cellular component: cytoplasm. Gene Ontology annotation, molecular function: metalloaminopeptidase activity; zinc ion binding; peptide binding.